Molecule: messenger RNA, 1131 nt
Organism: Uncinocarpus reesii 1704
Lineage: Eukaryota; Fungi; Ascomycota; Eurotiomycetes; Onygenales; Onygenaceae
Product: pyridoxamine 5'-phosphate oxidase 1
Exons: 2
Coding region: 1-1131 (376 amino acids)
Biological process (GO): pyridoxine biosynthetic process
Molecular function (GO): pyridoxamine phosphate oxidase activity; FMN binding
Source: RefSeq, a predicted model, not a curated record
AUGACUCUUGACAACUCGCAGUCGCCGGGGGAGCACUUGGGGCACGAGCACCGCGAUUCUCACACCCAGCCGCAUCGUCACCCCAAGAGAUUGAUCUUUGCACCCGGCGACAUCCAAGCCCCUCUUUCUUCCCCCGCAGCCCCCUCCACCGCAACACCACGCAUCGUCGACGCCAGCACGAACAACACCGAUUCCCAACCCACCGUCCUACGAUCAUCGUUGCUCCCUACCCUCGACGACCCCACGCUCUCCGGCGCCUCGACGCCCUCCACCAAUGCCGCCGUCGUCUCGCACGCCGCGCGCGCCCACCAGUUCCUGACCAACCCGCCUCUGACUCUCUCCCAGAUCCACCCCACCAACCCGCUGCAUCAAUUCCACACGUGGUUCCGCGAUGCGAGACUGCCCGCGUCCUCGGCGCCGGAGACGUGCACGCUCGCCACGGCGAGCAUGCCGUCGGGCCGGGUGAGUGCGCGCGUGGUGUAUCUCAAGGAGCUGGAUGAGCGGGGGUGGGUUGUGUAUAGUAACUGGGGCAGCCGGGCGGGAAAGGGAGGGCAGGUGUUUGGCACGGCGACGGAGGCGGAGACGGGUGUUGAUGGGAGUGUGAUUCCGGAUGAUGGACAGGGACGGCUGGAGGGGAACCGCUGGGCGGCGCUGACGUUUAAUUGGCCCCGCGUGGAGAGGCAGGUUCGGGUGGAGGGGUUGAUUGAGAUGUUGAGCCGCGAGGAGAGCGAGACGUAUUGGCGGGUGAGGGAGCGGGGGAGCCAGAUUGGGGCGUGGGCGAGCCAGCAGAGUAAGGUGCUGUGGUCUACGGAGCCGCAGGAUUUGACGGGAGUGGAUGCCGCUCCGGGCGCGGGUGGGGAUGGGCACAGGGAAGAUGUGGAUGAUGGGCGCUCCGUGUUGGAGAAUCGGGUGAAGGAGAUGGAGGAGAGGUUCGCUGGGGCGGAGGAGAUUCCGCUCCCGCCGUUCUGGGGGGGCGUCAGGCUUGUUCCUGAGUCUGUGGAGUUCUGGCAGGGGAGAAAGAGUCGGCUACAUGACCGGUUCCGGUAUGUGAGGGUGAAUGAUGAGGAUGAGCAGCCGGGAGUGGGAGACGAGAAGACAUUUAGAUGGCGGAUCCAGAGACUCUCGCCUUAA